Molecule: messenger RNA, 1416 nt
Organism: Acanthosepion pharaonis
Lineage: Eukaryota; Metazoa; Mollusca; Cephalopoda; Sepiida; Sepiidae
Source: the annotation of a GenBank genome assembly
AUGUUUUCUCGAUCUUUCUUUUCCCCUUUACAAUUUUCACACUUUUCUUUUACGUUUUUGUUCUUUCUUGUUACUGUAUUAUUUUUCUCUCUUUCUUUCUUUCUUUCUUUCUUUCUUUCUUUCUUUCUUUCUUUCUUUCUUUUUCCAGCAACAACAAAGCCUAAUUACAAACUUUUCCAUUUGUAUUUAGUUUUUCCAUUUCCAGUCAAUCUCCUUCCUUUCAUUUCUCUUUCAAUCUGUCAGUCUUCUCUUUUUUCCACGUUCAUUUAUUUCCCUUCGUCUAUUUCUCCUUUCAAUUCACCAUCUUUAACAUUUUUUCUAUCCUUCAUCUUUGUCCGCUCCAAUCCGAACACGUUCUCCUCUUGCCCCACUGUUAAAUUUAUCUCCUUCUAUUUGUCCCUCUUUCCGUUGAUUUUCAUUCUCUUCCCCAGUCAUUCUCCUCCUGCUCUUUCUUCUUCUUCUUCUUCUUCUUCUUCUUCUUCUUCUUCUUGUCAAUCGUACUCUCUUCCUCUCUCUUAUCUCAAUAAGGGCAAGUUGCUUUUUUUCUUUUCUUAUUUUCUCAUUUCUUACGUUUUCUUUCUUUCCUUCGAGUUCCUUCUUAUCUCCUUUUCUUUCUUUUUCAUUUACUUACUUCACUAUUAUUUCUUUCCUUUUUGCUUUUCCUAUUCCCAUCUUUACAUACUCAUUUUCUUUCUUUCUUUCUUUCUUUCUUUCUUUCUUUCUUUCUAUUCUGGCCAUUUUUCUCUUUGUGAUUCAAUCUCGUCUCUCAAUUAUUUUUUCCUUUACAUAUUUCUUUCUUUCUUUCUUUCUUUCUAUUCUGGUCAUUUUUCUCUUUGUGAUUCAAUCUCGUCUCUCAAUUAUUUUUUCCUUUACAUAUUUCUUUCUUUCUUUCUUUCUUUCUUUCUUUCUAUUCUGAUAUUUCUUUUUCUUUCUUUCUUUCUUUCUUUCUUUCUUUCUUUCUUUCUUUCUUUCUUAGCUAGUUUUACUUUCUUUCCUUUUUCCUUAUUUUUCAAUCAUCAUACCUUUAUCAUUUAUUGUUUUUAUUCAUUCUCUCUCUCUCUCUCUCUCCCACCUUCUAUGAAUGCAAUUUUCAAUCAUCUAUCUAUCUAUCUAUCUAUCUAUCUAUCUAUCUAUCUAUCUAUCUAUCUAUCUCUCUCUCUCUCUAUAUAUAUAUAUAUAUAUAUAUAUACAUAUAUCAAUCUAUCUAUCUAUAUAUCUAUCUAUCUCAUUCUGUUCAUUAUCUAUCUAUCUAUCUAUCUAUCUAUCUAUCUAUCUAUCUAUCUCUAUCUAUCUCAUUCUUUACCUAUCUAUCUAUCUAUCUAUCUAUCUAUCUAUCUAUCUAUCUAUCUAUCUCAGUCUGUUAUCUAUCUAUCUAUCUAUCUAUCUAUCUAUCUAUCUAUCUAUCUAUCUAUCUAA